AUGGCAGGAUCAGAAGAGAAGAAAAAAGCAGAGGAGAGAAGAGGCGAGAUGGAGUGGGUGUGUUGCCUAGCAACAGGCCCAAAGACCUCCUCGCCAUGACGAUGGAUCGAUGGCAGGACAGACAUAGAAAUAGACACUUAGUAGAUCACCCUAACCAACAGAAUAGACAUAGAAAUAGAAACAUAGAUUACCCUAGCCCCAUAGAACCGACAUAGAAAUAGACACAUAGAUCGUAUUCUGGUAUCAUUUAGCCUAUGCUUGACAUUAUGAAGGCCUAACAUAAAUAUAGGAGCCUGCACUUGAGGAGUUACAUUACAGUUAGUUAGAUAUUUGUGGCUUUUUUAGCAAUAAUACAAUUAUGGCCAGCAUCCUGUCCAGAGUGUUGUACUUGCUCAUGCAAUAGAAACAGGAGAUAGGCUGCUGCCCUAUGGGCCAUUCUGGCUUGGAUAAGGCUUACUACUACUAUGAAAGAAUGAACAACACAAAUGCCCCUCUGACGCCAGCAUGAUGUUGACGCAGUAAUGUGUGUAUGUGGCAGUGUGAAAUACGAGCACUGCAGUACAUUUAUAAGUAACGCAGGCUUUUUAGCUCUCUCGCUUUCUCGAUCUCUCUCUUUCUCGAAUCUCUCGAUGCUGCGAGUAGAUAGCGGUCGAGAGUAGCGAGAUAGAGAGAGAGCGGCGAGAGAGCGGAGAGAGGAGGGAGGAGCGAGAGAGAAUGGAGAGAGAGAGAGGGAGAGAGAGGAGAGGAGAGAGGGAGAGAGGAGGAGAGAGAGAGAGAGCCGGUCGGGCGAGAGGAAAGAGAGGUGAGAGAAGGAGGAAGCAAGAGCGGAGCGUACGAGAGAGGACCGCUCGAGAGGAGAGGGAGAGAGAGAGAGAGACUAGCGAGAGAGAGAGGGAGAGGGAAGCUCUAGGAACGAGUUCAUCCGAUCUCUUCCUCUCGACUCGAGAUCUGCUGAUCCAUCUAUCUCGCUCUCUCUCUCUAUCUUAUCUCUCUAUCGCGAUUCUCAUCUUCUCUCUCCCUCUCUCUCUCUCUCCUCUCUCUUCUAUCUCUCAUCUUCAUCUCUUCUCUCUCUCUCUUCUCUCUCUCUCUAUACCUCUCUCUCUCUCUACCUCUCUCUCUUAUCUCCACAUUGAUCUCUGUCAAUCCCCUCUCAGACACAGUGACUUGGCUCAGCAGAGCAAUCAAUUCUUUAGGACCUGACUCACUUAGCUUAUCUAGGGCUGUAGCAGCAAUAUUAGUAUGUUGUGUCUGUCCUAAAAUGUAGCUUACAGAGUAGAAACAUUGUUGUUGUCAUCAUUUCUGGGUUGAAACAACAUUGUGUACACCUUGUGUUGUAAAUGUAAAGUCAUCCAUUGUAUGAUGAAUUGUAUUCUAUAGCUUGUUUGUGUCAUGUCUUAAAGUCACGUGUUCUAGUUGAGUGAUACUGUACAGCCCUACUACCUUAUAAAUCAUGCAUGUCUCUACUCUCUCUAUCAGCCACUCUGUCUUCCAGUAAUGUUAUUUAUAAACUGGCCUCACCUUGUUUUACAAAGUCAUCCAUGUUGAAUGAAGAACGGCCACAGUUUUUCUGGACCACCUUACCAGAAAAACCUCCAGGGCCCCUAGUUAGCCCAUAACUAGAGUUUUCCCUGGUCAGGAAUAAAAAUGUGGGCCUUAGUGAAGUAUUUCAAGCUUGUUCACCUUGUAUUACAAAUGUUGUCCAUUUUUGAUUAUGUCACUGUGAAAUCCUCCCAUACUGACCUGUGUUGACCCCUGUCUGUCCCCUCUCCAUUUCCCCUCCCCAGCUGAUCAGUGAUGGCAGCUGUGUGUACGCCGAGGCCCUGUGGGACCAUGUCACCAUGGACGACCAGGAGCUGGGCUUCAAGGCGGGGGACGUCAUCGAGGUAGUGGAUGCCACCAACAAGGAGUGGUGGUGGGGACGCAUCCUGGACAGUGAGGGCUGGUUCCCAGCUAGCUUUGUUCGGGUAAGAAACUAACUCUCCAUAUCUCCUCUCUCUCUUCUUCUGUCUCUUUCUCUCUCUCUUUUUCUCUCUCCAUCUCUCUGGGAAACUGAAGACAACAGAAAUGAACUACUCUUUCUCUUGCCUAUCUUUGAUAUCUAUUUUUGCUGCUAUAGGGUUGGAAGGGGUGCUAGAGCUGUUGUCAGCUAUUUGGGGCAACUGUGAAGCAUUAGCUCAUUUUAAAAUACAAAGAUGUUUUUCUUUUUUUAAUGCUGACAUAUUUCCUUACUUGCUAAAUGAAUGUUUGUACAUUUUCUCAGUUGAUCCACAUAGGUAGCCUAACUGAAAAAUAAGACAGUAUAAGAAAUGUUUGUAGCAUCUAAACUUUAGUGAUCUGUUAGUGAGGGUAUUCUAUAACAAUGACCCUUUCUCCUUGGUCCCUGUAGUUGCGUGUGAACCAGGAUGAGCCAAUGGAGGAGUACCUAGCCCAGCUGGAAGAGGCUGGUGCUGGGGAAGAGGACCGGCCAGGGGUGGGUCUGAUCCUGGGACCAGGCCUGCCAUGUAAGGACCAGAUGAGGACUAACGUUAUCAAUGAAAUCAUGAGUACAGAGAGAGACUACAUCAAACACCUCAAAGACAUCUGUGAGGUCAGUAAAGUUCUGUUCAGACAACAACACUGUCUGUCUGUAGACCCUUUCCUUUGAUACAGGCCAUUAUAGGACUUAUAACCCAUUUGCAUCAAAAACACCCAGAAGAAUCCGCCUCUUGUCUCUAAAUAACAUCAAAAUGCAUCACACCAGCCUUUGUGCCAUCAUAACUUGUUAGGAGCACAGUUAUUCAGACCAGCACACAAUACAUUGUAUUUCUGAACAAUACCACUUGUCCAAUAAGACAAAACAUAUUCUUAAGUUUUAACUUGGUUAUUUCUGGGAAUUCUUAACAUGUAAAAUCAGAUAUAAGUCUGUUCUACAUGUGGUAACAUGAGUCUACUGUUCCUCUCUCAGGGUUACAUCAAGCAGUGCCGUAAGAGGAUAGACAUGUUCACAGAGGAGCAGCUGCGGUGUAUCUUCGGCAACAUCGAAGACAUCUACCGCUUCCAGAAGAAGUUACUGAAAGGUCUGGAGAAGAAGUUCAACAAGGAGCAGCCGCACCUCAGCGAGAUCGGAUCCUGCUUCCUCGAACACGUGAGUAUUGUACAGCACACAACCCACUGUGACUCUUCACCUGACUUCUGUCAUAUGGCCUGCAUAAUGCUACAUAAUGCUAUCAUAAACAUGACAUAACAUGACGUAAUAGGGGAAAUGAAGUCUGCUUAAUAGAUAAUUACUGUAUUAUUAUACACACUUUUUGUUGGGGAUUCAAGUCAAGCAACCUCUCUAGAGCCCAAACAUUCAUGUAACAUUCCAGCAACCAUCAAUUUCGCCAUUUUAAACCACCAUUUUAAACCACUAUUUCAAACCGCCAUUUCAAACUGCCAUGUUAACAUUUCCUGUCUCCUCCUCAGCAAACAGACUUCCAGAUCUACUCGGAGUACUGUAACAAUCACCCAAACGCCUGUGUGCAGUUGUCCAGACUGAUGAAGACCAACAAGUAUGUGUUCUUCUUCGAGGCCUGUCGUCUGCUCCAGAAGAUGAUUGACAUCUCGCUGGAUGGGUUCCUGCUCACGCCCGUCCAGAAGAUCUGCAAGUACCCUCUGCAGCUGGCCGAGCUACUGAAAUACACCAACCCCCAGCAUAGGUAAACACACACACGUGUACUAUGCACACACACAAGGAGCUGCACGUAUUCCUUCUUAUCUGCAAAUGUAACUCUCUCUGAAAUUGCUGAAAUGUCUUUUAAAAAUCUGACACUGAUAGCAUAUUAGUUGUAUUUAGUUCAAAAGCUAUUAUAAGUCUAUCAUUAGCCAAUAACAAUCAUGUAAGGCAGAGAGGGCCUGAUGUGUUGGUCUGUUCUGGGCCACCCAGGGACUAUAAGGACGUGGAGGCUGCCUUGAACGCCAUGAAGAACGUGGCCAGGCUGAUCAAUGAGAGGAAGCGGCGCUUGGAGAACAUAGACAAGAUCGCCCAAUGGCAGAGCUCCAUAGAGGACUGGGAGGUGAGUAACAGUGCAUCAUGGGUCAUGGAACAGAAUCCAUGACUAAGGCCAGGAGGUUUUCCUGACCAAGUGACUUGAUCUAAAAGAAACGCCUGAUGUCAUGUUGCCAGGACAAACACAUGGCUCUAGAUAUACAAUACAACUUUGUUGGCUGAACAAUCUCUGUCUGUCAUAUGUCUGCAGGCUCUAACAAAUGUUUAUUGUGUGUUUGAACAUCCUCAGGGAGAAGACAUCCUCAGUAUGAGUUCAGAUCUGAUCUUUUCUGGAGAGCUGACGAAGAUCUCCCAGCCUCAGGCCAAGAGCCAGCAGCGCAUGUUCUUCCUCUUCGACCACCAGAUGGUCUACUGCAAAAAGGUGAGCAGCACUGUUAAAAACGAUUGUAAUGUGGUCAUGAAGCUAGUUAGGGUUAGGGUUGAGGCUACGGUUGUGAUUGAAUCGGAAUGUGGACAUUAAGCUAGGGUUACGGUUAGUUUCCAGGUAGAACGCUUUUGGGUUCCAUGUAGAACCCUCUGUGUUAAAGAUUUUACAUGGAACCUCAAAAAGUUAUACCCGGAACCAAAAAGGGUUCUUCAAAGGGUUCUCCUAUGGGGACAGCCGAAUAACCCUUUUAGGUUCUAGAUAGAGUGUAGGGUUAAGGUUAGGAAGUGGGUUAGUACCAGUUCUCUCCCCCCCUAUAGGACCAUGAUGUACUAUAAGGGUUAGGGUUAGUAACAGUAGUAUAUAACAGUAUUAUCACGUAUCCCUAUGGUUCUUUCAGGACCUCCUGCGCAGGGACAUGCUUUACUAUAAGGGUCGCAUGGACAUGGACCUGAUGGAGGUGGUGGAUGUGGAGGACGGUAAGGAGAAGGACUUCAACGUGUCAGUGAAGAACGCUCUGAAGCUGCGCUCGCUGGCGGGGGAUGAGGUCCACCUGCUGUGUGCCAAGAAGCCUGAGCAGAAACAACGCUGGCUCCGAGCCUUCCAGGACGAGAGGACGCAGGUGCAGCAUGACCUCGAAACAGGUGAAACAGUUAUCCGUCUCUCUAUCUGACAUGUCAUCAUUGUGCGCCACAGUUUGAAAAAGGACCCAUUCUUACUUAGCUAAAGCAACUCAGCCAUGCAGAAUGAGUAGAAACACUGAUAGGAUACUAGGAUACUAUAAUGAACUGCUGACCUGUAGUAUUACUAGUCAGCUGUAUGAAGCCACUGGGUGUGUUUCUUUUCCUAUUAGUAAAACAUGAGCUGUGUCCUCCUGUCUCUCUCUGCCCCAGACUACUGCUGCAUUAAUAGUUUGCGAUAAACGUUUCUGACAGUGGCUCCGGUCAGAGAAUCAGGAAAGAGAAGGGUAUGUGUAAUAGGUAGCAGCUAAUGGAUCAGAAUGUCAUUAAUCCCUCAGAUAAAAGGACCCAUAAAUCAAUUUUAGCUGCCCCCUUCGCUUCUCUGCCAUAGUCUCUGGGUUUUAUCUGGGCUGUAACAGAGCAUGCGGAUAUUACCGAAACUUCAUCCAACAAUCUGGCCUUCUGUUAUUCUGUUCCCUCUGAAAAGCUGGGUAUUGAUGGGUGGCACUGGCAGAAUGAAUCUGUGAUAUCCACAUUGACCUGUGACCUAUGUGGUUUCCUCCUCCAGGAUUCUCCAUCACUGAGGUCCAGAAGAAACAGGCCAUGCUGAACGCCUGCAAAAGCCAUCCAGCUGGGAAGCCCAAAGGUAUGUCUGGGUAGUGUAGUCCUUAGGGGGUUAGACUGAAUAUGGGUACAUGGCAAGAAAACUCAAUUUCCUUGGCUGUGUGGAUGGGUAAUGAAUUAAUUGUUGUGCGUGUUUAUUUUUUUAUAUAUUUUUUUUAAGAUUACAUGUUUGGCAAUAUUUAUACAAAUGUUGUUUAUCAUGUGUGCUUAAUAUUCAUAAAAAACACUUUAGAUUAAAAUGCACUCGUAAUCACCCCCCCAUUCUGCCUAUCUACAUUUAUAACCCCUAGUCUCUUCUCACAGCCUUAACAUUAACAUGUCAAACAUUUAGUAGCUGAUUUGAUUCUGGGUGCCAUGAUUACUAACCCCUCUCUGUUCUCCUCUCCUCCAGCAGUGACCCGGCCCUACUAUGACUUCCUGCUGCGUCAGAAGCACCCGUCUCUGCCCAGCACCGUACCCCAGCAGCAGGUCUUCAUGCUGGCUGAGCCCAAACGCAAGGCAACCACCUUCUGGCAAAACAUCGGCAGACUGACACCUUUCAAGAAGUGA
Molecule: messenger RNA, 6244 nt
Organism: Coregonus sp. 'balchen'
Lineage: Eukaryota; Metazoa; Chordata; Actinopteri; Salmoniformes; Salmonidae
Source: the annotation of a GenBank genome assembly